AGCUACCAAUUUUCCGAGAAUACUUUUGGACUGAGAUUGUUCACUUUUCUGGAUCGGAACUGAAUUACCGCUCGAGUCCGAGACGUCACGCACCGCAAAACAACUUUGGCCAUCGUCACUCGAUACACUCGUUACUUUAACUGCCAACAUCAAAGACCAUCAAUCAUCAUCCCGAAAGCCUGGACUAUCGCCAUCAAUCUAGUCAACAUCACAAGGUCGUGAUGGCUGCAGAUAGCAUGGCUGACCCGCCGUCGGUCGCUGUCAUCUCAGAGCGACUACGAGGACUGCUCCUACGCGCCAGGGAGAUCAAAUCAGUAGAAACCAUCGACCCUCCUCUACCAGUCUCCGAUCUAGUACAAGAAGUCACCUCGCUCGGCAAUGAUGUUUUUGACUCUCAACCUGAUGCGCACAAAUUCUCCGUCGUCGAAACCGCUGCGAGGAAGAUUUUCUACGAAACCAUUCAAUCCACUGAUAUCAAAACUCCUGGAUUUGUGCGCAUGUGGGAUUUUCUAGAUCUUCUUCUGCUCUGUGGUGAACUUGGACAGUGCGAACCUAUUCUGCCUUUUUGGCUCGUGGAAGAGCUCCUCGACAGCCAAACCACCGAAGGCUGUAGGAUAGUUUUUGACUACCUGGAGUCACGACGUGAACGACUAAUCCAGAAGGACUUUCACAAGACGCAUCUGGCCCUCCUGCGCUCAUGUAAUGAACUACUGCGACGACUGUCCAGAGCCGAAGAUGCUGUCUUCUGCGGUCGAGUCUUCUUCUUCCUGUUUCAGACCUUUCCACUCGGCGACAAAAGCUCCGUCAACUUACGAGGCGAGUUCCACACCGAGAAUAUCACAGUCUUUGAGAAAGACCCUCCUGCACAGCCCGAUGUGCCAGAAGCCGCAGAUGUUGACAUGGAAGGAAGCGCCGAAGCCGAAUCCCAAACAAAGGAUCUUCACGGUACCGAGGCUACUCAAUCCACCAAGGAGACAACAAAGGCUACCACAGUGAACAAAGGCGACGAAGACUCAGAGUUCUAUCCCAUAUUCUGGAGAUUGCAGCACGAUUUUUCCAACCCGACACGACUAUUUGAAGACGAGAAUUUCACCCCUUUCAAAGACGGCAUCGAGAAGACCUUGAUAAAGUUCAAGAAGACACCCGUGGUUGCUCAAACCAAAGGUGCUGGAGAUGCUCAGCGUGGUAUCAAACGUAAGCUUGGUGAUGAAACAAGUGAUCCAUAUGCAAGCAACUACAAUCCCAAGUACUUGACUAGUCGCGAACUUUUCGGGCUCGAGCUGAGCGACCUGGCCUUCCAACGUCACAUCUUGGUCCAAGGACUGAUCCUCAUCGACUUCUUGCUGUCCCUCACCGAAAAGGCGAAGAAGAAGUGGGCGGACGUCGAGAAAGCCAAUCCGAAGUCUGCCAACAGGGGUCUUCUGUACGGCUUCACCUUGAACGAGGACAAUGAGAAAUGGGUGAAUUCGACACGCUCAAAGAUUGCCGGUUAUCUGCAGGAAGGACCAGAAGGAAAGUUUUACUACCGUAUGGUCGACACUGUGCUUUCCCGCGACAAGAACUGGGUGAGAUGGAAAUUGGAAAGCUGUCCACCAAUCGUCAGAGAUGCAGUCACCCCAGAGGAGCAUACAGAAGCGAAGUCUGGUGCUCGGCAGGCGACCGUCAACAAGCGCCUCAAGGCGAAACCGAUCGGGGCUAUCGACGUGACCUUCCUCGCAGAAGUGGAUAACGCAAAGGGUCUCGAGGGUCUCAAGAACGCUUCAAGAUUCACGGCUCCAUCACCCGAGAAGCUCGUCAAAGGAAUCGAGAGCGACGACCUUGAUCUAGAAAUGGCCAUGACAGACGAGGAGAAGAACUCUUUGGAGGCUGCCAAGCAGAGCAAGACCUGGCGUGCGCUGCGGGCUGCAUCCAGAACAAACCUGGCGCUGUUGGACAAGGUGGAUCCCUCCACACGCUUACCGGCCUUGUUCAAGCAAGAAGAGAACCAGGAAGAGUCUGCCGCUCCUGAUCAAACACCUGCACCCGAAAAUGACAGUGGGGAAGUAGCCGUGGUCACGGACGGCAAGACAGACGAGCAGAUGGUGACUGGAUAAAUAAAUACCAUGCAAUGCGCCAUCCUGGUAUCUAUUCUUGAAUAUUUGAGGUGACAACAAGCAAUGCAGACACGUUGUUGGUACGCAAGAUCAUCCUCGUUCCUUCGAUCUGCACAUGCACUUAGGAUUGGAGAUGGAGGCGGUUGUUUGGUAGUAAUGUUCCGAGACGGCGAUGGGCGCCGUUGCAAUCUUGCCCUGUGCGCCCCUGGAUCUUGACGGUUUCCACCCGCACAACCUUGAUCCUUCCCAACUUCACGUCGUGUUGUUUUUGGCAAUCGCAUUUCGAUAAACAGCUAUUCAUCCA
Molecule: messenger RNA, 2397 nt
Organism: Aureobasidium subglaciale EXF-2481
Lineage: Eukaryota; Fungi; Ascomycota; Dothideomycetes; Dothideales; Saccotheciaceae
Exons: 5
Coding region: 222-2093 (623 amino acids)
Biological process (GO): mRNA export from nucleus; regulation of DNA-templated transcription elongation
Cellular component (GO): THO complex part of transcription export complex
Source: RefSeq, a predicted model, not a curated record